AUGCGACCUAAGGACAUUUAUUCGUUACUUGGUGAAAAUAGCAAAGGUACUAAUGAUGAGUUAGAUAGUCCUAAAUUUUUGAACAUUCAUUCAAGGCAUACUCUGUUAAGGAAUAAGGCUACUAUAAAUAAUAAUGCUACUGUAAAGUCCACUAAGAAACGGGGUGCUCAUGAUCUUGAUGAUUCUGAGUCGGAUGAAUUAAAAACGGGAGAAGUUGCUAAUGCCCAGGUUGAGAAUUUGGUUGAGAAGAAAGCAAAAUUUCAAUUUGGCUGGGAUGAUAGCGAUGAUACAUUUUCCAACUUUAAGCCGGUAAGUAGCAUUAGAGCGAAAGAUUUGAUAAAGAAUAAGGUUGACGUGGUCGAAAAUAGUUAUAUGGAUCGUCACUGGAGUCAGAAGAGCUUGGAUGAGAUGAACUCUAGGGAUUGGCGGAUUUUAAGCGAGGACUACGGCAUAAAGACUAAAGGUAGUCGGUUACGGCAUCCGUUACGGAACUGGGAAGAGGGACUAAUUCCGAAAGAUAUUUUGCAUGUUAUUCAUAAUCAAUUAGGCUUUAAGGAACCCACGGCCAUCCAACGGGUUACUAUACCUAAUGUUCAGGACAAUAGGGAUUUUAUGGGUAUAGCGGCUACUGGCUCUGGUAAGACAUUGGCUUUCUUGAUUCCUAUAUUUGCCAAGCUUGCGAAAUUGCCUGUUUCUAACGUUGUGACUAGAGCUGAUGGUCCUAGUGCUUUGAUUUUAGCUCCUACUAGGGAAUUAGCACAGCAGAUCGAGGCUGAGGCGAAAAUGCUUGCGUCGUAUCUGAAGUGGCCUUGCGCUAUCGCCAGCAUUGUCGGCGGCCAUUCUCUAGAAGAUAUAAGGUACAGACUGCGAGAUGGUUGUGAUAUAUUAACCGCAACUCCGGGUAGGCUUAUUGAUUGUCUGGAGAACCAUUUGAUUGUGCUACGACGAGUCAGCACUCUUGUACUAGAUGAGGCAGAUAGAAUGGUGGACUUCGGAUUCGAAGACCAACUCACCUCUAUUUUGGCUAGAACUGACACCAUACCGGGGCGCCAGACGCUGAUGUUUAGUGCCACUAUGUCGAACGUCAUAGAGAAAAUUGCCAAUGGAUACCUAAGAGAUCCUGCUUAUGCUACGAUUGGCGAUAUUCACGCGGCACCUCAAAUACAACAAAUUAUCGACUAUAUACCAGGUGAGGAUGAAAGGUUCCAGAAGAUGUGUAAAGAUAUUUUGCCCAACUUUAAACCACCUAUUAUUAUUUUCAUCAAUUACAAGAGUACUGCGGAUUGGCUAUCGCAGAAGUUUCAGACUCAGACAAAGUUUAGAACUACUACAUUACACGGUUCAAAAUCGCAAGUGCAAAGAGAGCAUUCAAUCAAUCAGUUGCGAGAGGGUAAAGUAGACAUAAUGAUUGCUACUAAUGUUGCAGGAAGGGGUAUAGACAUCCCUAAUGUCUCCCUGGUUUUGAACUUUGAAAUGGCGACAAAACUGGAGGAAUAUAUUCAUCGGAUAGGUAGAACAGGAAGAGCAAACAAUGUGGGAACUGCUAUCACUUUCCUAACUUCUAAAGAUAAUGCUGCAAAUGUGGAAGCACUAUGUAAGUACGUGACAAAGAAUGACGUUACAGGCAGGAACUUGAUCGAUCGUAAGGUAAAGCUAGAAUUUAAAAUUGAAGAUAAAAGUAAAGAGUCAUUAAUAUAUUAG
Eremothecium sinecaudum is the source of this 1701-nucleotide messenger RNA. RefSeq names its product mRNA splicing protein PRP28 (gene PRP28). Lineage: Eukaryota; Fungi; Ascomycota; Saccharomycetes; Saccharomycetales; Saccharomycetaceae. Gene Ontology annotation, molecular function: ATP binding; RNA binding; RNA helicase activity. The coding region runs from base 1 to 1701 and encodes 566 amino acids. Gene Ontology annotation, biological process: mRNA splicing, via spliceosome. Gene Ontology annotation, cellular component: catalytic step 2 spliceosome. The record is from RefSeq and is a predicted model, not a curated record. The transcript has a single exon.